AUGUCGUCAUUCGAGCCGGUUGUUGUCAUCGAUGGCAAGGGCCACUUGCUGGGCCGUCUUGCCAGCAUUGUUGCCAAGCAGCUCCUCAACGGCCAGAAGAUCGUCGUUGUCCGCUGCGAGGCCCUCAACAUCUCGGGAGAGUUCUUCCGCGCUAAGCUCAAGUACCACGCCUAUCUGCGCAAGAUGACCCGAUACAACCCCACCCGCGGUGGUCCCUUCCACUUCCGCGCUCCCUCCCGAAUCUUCUACAAGGCCGUCCGUGGCAUGAUCCCCCACAAGACCGCUCGAGGUGCUGCUGCCAUGGAGCGCCUCAAGGUUUUUGAGGGUGUCCCUCCCCCCUAUGACACCAAGAAGAAGAUGGUCGUUCCCCAGGCUCUGCGCGUUCUUCGCCUGCAGCCCGGCCGCAAGUACUGCACCGUCGGCCGUCUGAGCCACGAGGUUGGCUGGAAGUAUCAGGAUGUUGUUGCCCGAUUGGAGGAGCGGAGAAAGGCCAAGGGCGCGGCCUACUACGAGCGCAAGAAGGUUGCUGCUCGACAACUGUCCGAUGCCAAGAAGAACGCUACUGUCAAGGCCGGGACGGCGAAGGCCCUUGCGGCUUAUGGCUACUAA
Molecule: messenger RNA, 609 nt
Organism: Metarhizium robertsii ARSEF 23
Lineage: Eukaryota; Fungi; Ascomycota; Sordariomycetes; Hypocreales; Clavicipitaceae
Exons: 5
Coding region: 1-609 (202 amino acids)
Biological process (GO): translation; negative regulation of translation
Cellular component (GO): cytosolic large ribosomal subunit; ribosome
Molecular function (GO): mRNA binding; structural constituent of ribosome
Source: RefSeq, a predicted model, not a curated record